Messenger RNA from Branchiostoma floridae (Florida lancelet), 2041 nucleotides. Its product is annotated as ubiquitin carboxyl-terminal hydrolase 38-like. Gene Ontology annotation, cellular component: cytosol; nucleus. Gene Ontology annotation, biological process: protein deubiquitination. Gene Ontology annotation, molecular function: cysteine-type deubiquitinase activity; cysteine-type endopeptidase activity. Lineage: Eukaryota; Metazoa; Chordata; Leptocardii; Amphioxiformes; Branchiostomatidae. The record is from RefSeq and is a predicted model, not a curated record.
CCAAGAUGGAACCCCUGUUGAAGUAACCAAUGAGAACUCAUCCUGUGAGCUGACACCCAAUCAGGAUUCAUCUGUAGUGGGAGUAGCAUCCAAUCAGGUACAAAAUACAGCUCAGAACUCAACCAAUGACAAACUACCAGUGAUGAGAUCUGCAGGAACACAGACAGAGGACUGUGCAGAAAUAGAAGACAGCCCCUUGACUUUAGAAAACCUCCUGUCGUAUUUCUUGGCCCCUGAAACACUACACGGUGAUAACAAGUAUCAGUGUGACAGGUGUGACAGUCUACAGGACGCAGAAAGGCAAAUUAGGAUAAGUCAUGCACCCUCUUAUCUCAUUCUCACUCUCAUGAGGUUCUCUUUUGACAUUAAGACGAUGCGAAGGAAAAAGAUUGUUAGAAACGUACAAGUGCCCUCUACCGUUACGCUCCCCGUAUGUAGUAUAGACUCUGGUGAUUCCGCACAGAGUGCCAUUCAGGAAACCAGCGCAAACUACAGCCUGUGUGCUGUCGUUGUGCACUCUGGAACAUCGUCUGAGUCUGGACACUACUACUGUUACGCCUCCCACCUGCCGUCUAACCAUCAUCAGGUCGCCAUGGAAACUGACGCACAGGAGGACGAUGGGAAGGUUCUGCCAGGACAAUGGUUCCUCUUCAACGACAGCAGGGUGUCGUACACGUCUCUGGACUCGGUACGGAACAUCACGGAGAAGUUUCCUAAGGACACCGCAUACGUUCUCCUGUACAAAAGGUUGGGAGACAUGGAGGGAAACCUUGCGGAGGGGAAUGGUGUGGCUGAACCCAUCCUGAGGAAGGACCUGUUAGACACCAUCACAAAGGAUAAUGCACUGUACCUGCAGGAACAGGAGUUGGAAGCUCGAAGCCUCGCCCUGAGACAGUCGCAGAAGGCGUGCACCUCUUCUCUCCCCUUCAGGAACCAGGACGACGACAAGAACAACCCCCCAGGAAGCUGUGGGGGCGGGGGAGGGGGAUUCAACAUGCCCUCCAACAGAUUUGUGUUUUAACAACAGUUGGAUGAUGGGGCCAAGCAUGCUUCCUUGUGGUACACAUUAAGUCAAUCAAUCUCAGUCAGUACAUGUAGUGUCUAGUGGCACAUAGCGCAGCAAGUUUACUUGCCAUUUCAGUAGCGGGUAUAUUUUUACAUUAAAGGGUUGCUAGCCCUUUCUUAGCUUGAGGCAUCUCCUCAAGUGUAAGAUUCCCAUUUAUGUCCCUUCCAAACAAUUGUUGCAACCCCAACCAAUAUGCUUUUCCUAGGAUUUAACCAACUAAUUGGAGCCAGAAACUCAACUGUGAGGCUGCUACUAUUGAGCUACAUGUACAUCUCAAUCUGUAGUUGAGAAUAAACCCCUUAUGUGUAAUCACUUCCAUAACAUAUUUCAAAGUCAGAUAUCAUUUUGGUAAUCUUAAUAGGUCAGAGUUUAUAAUGAUCCAUCUACUUACCAUGCUAUGCCUCAUAACUUUUAUUUGGCAAUCCAAAUAAGUUUGCAAUGUAGCUAGAAUGGUAUUCUUUCAAACUUGAUUAAAGAAUACAAGAUGCUACAUUCUUGUUUUAAUAUUUUGUUCUGGAUAGACAGUAGGUAGGUAAGAUACUUGUAUAUUGACUUGUGUCUUAUUUUAUUUACCUGUAUUAAAUAUAAUGAUUCCAGCCUGUUUAAGACAGGUAGAUCGUGCAGGGUUGGAGAUGGAGAACUUGUCAAACAUCUAAAGAUUAAUACGAGUCCACAUUACACAUGCUAUAGUCCAUGUACGAGUGACAAACUGUAAAGCGCUUUAAGUUUGACAAGAUUUAUUUUACUGUAUUCUGUAAUAUGGUGCUGAAUUGGCCCAUUUCAGGUAGUUGAAAUAUUUCUUUUGCAUUCAGUUUUAUCACCUGUUACAAAAUCACAAACCUCAACAUUUAAGUUACAAACACUUUUCCAUAAGUGAUUAUCUACUGUCGCACCAUGACUUUCAGAUUGCAUGUCGAUAACAGUGAAUUAAUCUGUGCAACAGAUGUUGUGUAAUAAAAACCUGUUUAAAACUAA